Messenger RNA from Melanotaenia boesemani (Boeseman's rainbowfish), 1236 nucleotides. RefSeq names its product synaptonemal complex protein 3 (gene sycp3). Bases 232 to 951 code for a protein of 239 amino acids. The transcript is spliced from 9 exons. Gene Ontology annotation, biological process: meiotic cell cycle; spermatid development. Gene Ontology annotation, cellular component: synaptonemal complex. Lineage: Eukaryota; Metazoa; Chordata; Actinopteri; Atheriniformes; Melanotaeniidae. The record is from RefSeq and is a predicted model, not a curated record.
UUAACGUUACACCUUUUGUGGCGGGAAUCUAGCGUGAUCAUAAAUCUAGUUGUUAGUGUGUUUCUUUUAUUCAGGUCGUUUGUGUUUCAGGUCGUUUGUGUUCGGCUGGGAUCAGUUCGCUAACAAAGUUCAGCUAGAAGCAGACACUGUGUCUCCUUUAGCAGCAGAAGCUAAUGACUUCGUCUGAAACUAGCUGAACAAAUCUUCCCAACCACAGGGCAGGUGCGGAGAAUGGCAAGUGGGAGAAGACAGUUGAAGAAAAAACACUUGGAAGAAAAACCUGAUAAAAAGGUUUUUGAUUUUACUCAAGAAGAUGACAAGAAAGAACUGAGUGCUUCAGAGGACGAAGCAAGAGAAGAUGAAACUCCAGUCGUGGAAAAGGUGGCAAAAAAGAGGCCUGCUGCUGACUUUGAGGAAGAGGGGGUCCCAUGUGGUGUUGGAAAUGAAGUGCAGAGUAUGUUGGAGAAAUUUGGAGCUGAUAUCAGCAAGGUGAUGCAGGCCAAGAAGAAGCGCCUCGAGUGUCUGACAAAGAACUACAUGAGGGGAAGCCAACAGAAACUGGAGCAGCUGUGGAACAACUACCAUGGCCAGAGGAAGAAGAUGACUCAUCAGUAUUCUCAGCAGGUGUCCUCGGCGCUGCAGCAGUGGGAGCUUGAAGCCCAGCGAGCUGAGGAGCAGGAGGAGAAGCUCAAUAAUCUGUUCCGGCAGCAGCAGAAAAUCCUGCAGCAGGCCCGAGUUGUCCAGAACCAGAAGCUGAAAACUGUCCGAGAGCUCUACGAGCAGUUUGUGAAGAACAUGGAUGACAUGGAGAAGAGCCAUGAUAUGUUCCUGCAGGGGGCACAACAAGAGCUGAGGAAGGAGAUGGCCACCCUGCAGAAGAAGAUCCUCAUGGACACGCAACAGCAGGAAAUGGCCACAGUCCGUAAAUCGCUGCAGUCCAUGUUGUUCUAGCCAGCUGUUACCACGGAAACCAUUUCAGUAUGACAAGUUUCUGCUGCAUGUUUGUUCUUCAUUACAGUAACAUUCGAGUUCAUCUAUUUCACAUUUUAAUAAAUAUUAUAACUGUUAUAAUUCUUCUGAUUAUUAUGUGUUCAUCUGUUCAUGAAUUUAUUUUAUUUUAUUAUUUUUUUUGUAUAAAAACUAAGUUUAUGCUGCUGUGGUUUUCACUUCAUGUUGUGUUGAGUCAGACAAACUCUGCAGUCGUAGAGUUCAAUAAAAAAUACAUAUUUGUGUACA